Molecule: messenger RNA, 1125 nt
Organism: Penicillium atrosanguineum
Lineage: Eukaryota; Fungi; Ascomycota; Eurotiomycetes; Eurotiales; Aspergillaceae
Product: putative integral membrane protein
Exons: 5
Coding region: 1-1125 (374 amino acids)
Source: RefSeq, a predicted model, not a curated record
AUGACUACACUAUCAACCUCAAGGGGCCAGGGGGCUCUGGCCGUCAGUGCUGUCUUCACCUCAUUGGCAACAUUUGUGGUCCUUGUCCGCAUCUAUACGAGAGCGUUUAUGGUGAAGCAAAUGGGAGCCGAUGACUACGCCAUUAUGGCAUCCUUAGUAUUUUCAUGGGUCUUUUUUGGAUUAUUUGUGGGAGAGGUUUACCAUGACAUGGGACAACACUUCAAGCUCAUCCCAAAUGCAGUCUAUGUAGCUCAAAUGACUUAUUUCUGGGCUUCAGUCCCAAUCUACCAGACCAGUCUCUUCAGCACGAAGAUCUCUAUGCUGCUUCAAUAUCGACGAGUAUUCUCAACACCGCGGAUGCGUCUAGCGUGUGCCAUUUUCCUCGGAUUCAUCGUCGUCUACGGAACCUGGUCAGUCGUCAGUGCCUGGGCAAACUGCGUCCCUCUCGCCAAGUUCUGGGACCCGACAGUGCCAGGCUUCUGCUUCGACAAAAAAGCCCUAUGGUUCUCGAACUCCGCCAUUCACAUUCUCACGGAUUUGUUGAUUUUGAUAUUCCCAAUGCCCGUCCUCAGUUCUCUCCAGCUCCCCAGAAAGCAAAAGUUGGCCUUGAUAGGUGUUUUUGCCCUGGGUGGAUUUGUUGUAAUCACCACCAUUCUCCGUCUCCACAGCCUCCUAGUUAUUUCCAACUCCGAUGAUCCAACCUACGACAACAUCGGUGCUGCCUCCUGGUCCGCCGUCGAAUGCAAUGUCGCCAUCAUCUGCGCAUCACUCCCCAGCACCCGGGCGUUCCUUUCCCAAAUCCUCCCUCAUGUCUUCUCUACUGGCAGCAACGGCUACCGCAGUAAGACCCGACCCUCCCACACCGGUCGCAGUGCCCUCACCGGCAACACCGGCAACGGGAACACACAAGUCAUGGCAUCCGUCAUUGGCGGUCGGGACCCUGGGCGAGACGGGUACGACUUGGAUGACCUAUCCCCUGAUGGCUCAAUCCAUAGCUUCGAGAAGGAGCAAAAGAGCAAAGAGGAAACGUUUGCUGGUAUUAAGGUGACUACGCUCAUGACGCAGGAGUCGAAAGUUACGGCUCUUGGAAGUCAUAAGACGGAGAGUGCCAGUGAGCUUGUUUGA